AUGUCUGGACGGCUGAACCCACUUCUAUUUGUGUCUGCACUUCUAGACAUAGCUUCUGCAGCGAACAUCUUUGUGUCUCAUUACACCGGGACCAUCAAUGUCUUAACUUUGACGUCCACAAGCAGUGGUGGGUACACCCUCACCCAGAACAGCUCAUUGAAUGUCGGAGGACAGCCGAGCUGGAUGACAUUCGAUUCUUCGAGUCGAACAAUAUAUUCUUCAGAUGAGACGGGCUGGGGCAGUGCAGCUAUAACUGCUGUUACUGUUGCAACAAAUGGGGCCCUGAAGCUAAUAGGAAAGACGAAUGCACCACUCGGUGGCGUACACAACGCUUUGUAUGGAGAUGGCUAUAUAGCACAUGCACAUUAUCAAAUGUCACAAGUCUCCACGUUCAAAUUGCCAUUGACAUCGGGCCAAGGGCCAUUGGAAACGUUCACCUUCACUAUGAGUGGAAAGGGAACAAACCCAUCUCGGCAAGAUGCCCCACAUCCUCACCAAGCGCUUGUGGACCCAACAGGGAACUUCCUGCUUGUCCCAGAUCUAGGAGCAGAUCUGAUCAGGAUAUGGUCCAUCAACAAGGCCUCAGGGAAGUUGACGGCAUGCCCAAGCUUCACCCAAGUCGGUGGUACAGGUCCUCGCCACGGUGUAUUCUAUGGCAAAGAUAUUUUGUACAUUGGCAAUGAGCUUGCGAACACUGUCAACGCUUUCCACGUCACUUAUCCCGCAUCCGGUUGCCUAUCGCUGUCGCUGACCCAGAGUCUAACCACAUUGGCCGGGAAUAAAACAGCGCCCAGUGGGACGAAGGUUGGAGAGGUCUACAUCAAGGAUAAAUACCUCUACGCUACAAACAGAAGAGACCUUUCGUUUUCACCAAAUGACUCGAUUGCGUCGUUCUCCCUUGACGAUGCCGGGGCAAUGACCUUCCAGCAGAUCACUUCCUCUGGCGGCACAUACCCACGAACUUUUGCUAUCAACAAGGCAGGUGACUUGGCCGUCAUUGGUGACCAGACGACUGCGAACGUCGUCAUUGUUAAGAGAGAUCCUGCGACUGGACUCCUGGGUACCCAGGUGGCAAGCAUGAGAAUUGGGACGGUGGGUCAGCCGGAGAAUGACGAUGGACUCAGUGCUGUUCUCUGGGAUGAGUAG
This is a messenger RNA of Venustampulla echinocandica, 1146 nucleotides long. RefSeq lists its product as uncharacterized. The record is from RefSeq and is a predicted model, not a curated record. Lineage: Eukaryota; Fungi; Ascomycota; Leotiomycetes; Helotiales; Pleuroascaceae. Gene Ontology annotation, molecular function: protein binding; 6-phosphogluconolactonase activity. Bases 1 to 1146 code for a protein of 381 amino acids. The transcript is spliced from 3 exons.